ACGUCAAAAAUUGAAAAAUUUUAACAACCUUUGUGACUUUGUGGUAUUUUGAGUUUAUAGUUUUGUUAAAAUUAUUGCUUAUGUCGGUAUAAACUACAAAAAUGACGAUCCACAACAUGUAUAUUUUUGAUCGAUACGGGACCUUGCUUUAUUACGGCGAGUGGAAUCGAACCAAACAAUCAGGAAUGUCUCUUGAAGAGGAAGGAAAACUUAUGUAUGGAAUGUUAUUUUCAAUUAAAUCAUUUGUUACGAAGAUAUCUCCAUUGGACCCAAAAGAUGGCUUCAUGCACUACAAGACAUCCAAGUACACCCUACACUGUCUUGAGACACCUUCCGGCUUGAAAUUUGUUCUAAAUACUGACAACCAGGCCCAGGGUGUGAGGGAUUUGUUGAAAAAAAUAUAUGCUGAGAUUUAUGUUAAAUAUGCCAUUAGAAAUCCACUAUGUGGUAUUGGCGAGCAGAUAAAUAGUGAAUUAUUUAAAACCAAACUUGAUGCUUUCAUAAAACAGACCCCUAACUAUGCAGUCAGGGCAUCUUGAUACUAGUUGUGUAGAGAAUGUGUGUAAAUAUCUCAAUGCUUGAAAGUAAAUGUGUAUUGUAUUUUAUACUUUAGACAAUGUUUAAGUUUUAAAUUAAGAAAAAUUAUAGUUGUAAAGUAAGAAAAUAAAUGUAAUUAAAUAUA
Pectinophora gossypiella (pink bollworm) is the source of this 682-nucleotide messenger RNA. RefSeq names its product trafficking protein particle complex subunit 1 (gene Bet5). Gene Ontology annotation, biological process: endoplasmic reticulum to Golgi vesicle-mediated transport. Bases 102 to 539 code for a protein of 145 amino acids. The transcript has 2 exons. The record is from RefSeq and is a predicted model, not a curated record. NCBI's taxonomy places the organism in Eukaryota, Metazoa, Arthropoda, Insecta, Lepidoptera, Gelechiidae. Gene Ontology annotation, cellular component: TRAPP complex.